AUGUUGACUGAUGAAUCACGGAAAAGAGUUUACGACACUUUUAAAGUAAAAUUACGAGAAAACCAAGAGAAAGCAAUUAAUGCUGUGUUAUUAAAUCGCGAUGUGUUCGUUGGGACCGGCACCGGGAGUGGAAAAUCGCUGGUAUAUGAAAGCAUUCCUGUCAUAAAACCAGGUAUCGUCGUCAUUGUAGCACCUCUCUUGUCAAUAAUGAGGAAACAAGUUGAGAAAUUGAACAACUUUGGACUUGCUGCCACAUACAUUGAGAAAAACGUUGAGGAAAAUGAAAAAAUAGAGGCGGGGCAAUACGAUUUCGUUUUUGGUAGCCCCGAAAGACUGAUUGGUGAGAGGCGGUGGAGAGAGAUGUUCAAGUCAGAGGAGUAUAGGAGGCGGCUACAGUUGUUAGUUGUGGAUGAGGCCCAUACAGUAACACUUUGGGGAGAGGGAAGGACCAUCUUCGCUAGCCAAGGGUUUUCGGUCCACUCCGUUUAUGGGGAGCGGAGUGGACCGAAAACCCUUGGCUAG
Molecule: messenger RNA, 522 nt
Organism: Saccostrea echinata
Lineage: Eukaryota; Metazoa; Mollusca; Bivalvia; Ostreida; Ostreidae
Exons: 2
Coding region: 1-522 (173 amino acids)
Biological process (GO): double-strand break repair via homologous recombination
Cellular component (GO): chromosome; cytoplasm; nucleus
Molecular function (GO): nucleic acid binding; ATP binding; four-way junction helicase activity
Source: RefSeq, a predicted model, not a curated record